Molecule: messenger RNA, 2034 nt
Organism: Cuscuta campestris
Lineage: Eukaryota; Viridiplantae; Streptophyta; Magnoliopsida; Solanales; Convolvulaceae
Source: the annotation of a GenBank genome assembly
AGCUGCGAUAAAGCCGCGAUGUGGUUAGGGCAUUUUCCGCGCCAUUUCUAUGAAUCACAGUUGCUGAAUGAUUGAUUAUUGAUGGCGAAGGUAGACGAAAACCCGACGACUCCAUUGGCGGUAGCCUCCAAGCUCGACCCUACUCCGGACCCUUCCCACAAAGACCAGCACUCCUCGCCCAACUCCGCCACCAACUCCUCCCGUCACCGCGCCACUAAACUCAACAACAAGAGCAAUGACCGUUCUCCGCCGCGGAGAAACCCUCAAACCGCCGAGGAGUUCGUGCUCUCCGUCGCCUCCAAAUACGCCUCUCAGCCUCUUCAGUACUCCGAUCCUGACGUUUGGGGUGUUCUCACCGCAAUUUCCGACAAGGCUCGAAAGCGUAGCCAGGGCAUUAAUAUACUUUUGACAUCUGGAGAACACUGCAUUGGCCGCAUGGUUGGCGAUUCUCGUUUCCAGAUUUCUUCUCCAGCUGUUAGUGCCAUGCAUUGCAUGAUCUAUAGAAAAAAGGUUGCUAGUGGAGACACAGAGCAUGGGACUUCUGUUUUUCUGAAAGAUACUAGCACAAACGGAACAUACCUCAACUGGAUAAAGUUGAAUAAAAGUUACCCUGAUUCUAUACUUCGGCAUGGAGACAUUAUAUCCAUUGCAUUCGCACCACAUCACGAACUUGCAUUUGCAUUUGUAUUUCGCGAAGUCUUCAGGCCUACUUCAUCAGCAGAUGCAGUAACUAUAAAGAGAAAAGCAGAGGAGUUUGGUUGCGACAACAAGAGACUUAAGGGAAUAGGCAUUGGUACUGCUGAAGGUCCUAUUUCUCUGGAUGAUUUCCGUAGCCUACAACGGUCAAACACGGAACUGAGGAAGCAACUAGAGGAUCAAGUCGCAAAAAUUGAGGCUUUGCGCAAUGAACACCGUGUAACUGUUGAGAAUCACGAGAGUGAAAUGAAAGAUUUGAGAGAUUCUGUUUCAAAAUCCUACCAUGAUCAGAUCAAAGAGUUGAACCGAUUAUUGGAGUUUAAGGAUAAAGAAUGUGUUGAAUCUAGUAGAAUAUCUGCUGAGCAAAAACAUAAUCUGGAAGAUCUUAAUGAAAGACUCAGUGCAUCUGAGCAAUCAUGUAUUGAGGCCAAUGAAAUCAUAAACAGUCAGAAAGCAUCUAUUUUGGAACUGAAGGCCUUGCUAGACGAGGAACGUGAACAGAGAAAAGAGGAACGAGAAAAGGCUGCAUCAGACCUUAAGGCCUCUAUACAGAGAGCUCAGGCUGAAGCCCGGGAGGAACUAAACAGAUACUCUGAUGCUGCUUUGAGACGCGAAAAAGAGCAGCAAGAGAUGAUUAACAAACUACAGGAAUCCGAGAAAGAGAGGUGUUCACUUGUGGAGGCCUUGAGAGUGAAAUUGGAAGAAACCAGACAGAAACUGGUAAGUUCAGACAAUAAAGCUCGCCAGCUUGAGGCACAAAUGCAAGUGGAGCAAUUGGCUUCUGUCACUAGCAGAAAAAGAAUAGAUGAUCUUGAGCAUGAAAUGGAAGGGCUGAGGAAAGAGCUCGAGACAGAAAAGCCUUUUCUCCCAUUUGAUCUUAAUCAAUUACCCUCAGAAGUAGGGGGUCUUGAGACUGAAACUCUUGCUGCAAUUUCUGCUACCACUGGCCCUUCAGUCUUCUUCAAUGGACGUCUUGCUCCCGCCAAUCCUGAUCCUGGUGCUGAACGGGAAGCAGCUGCAAAUGACGCUGCUCUCCUUGCUCCAGCCUCUGUGCACACAGGGCACAACUCAUCACCUGCAGAAGAAGAAGAAAACCAGCAGCAAACACAUACCAAUACCAAGCCAAGGUUGUCAAACAAGGUAAGAAAGCGCUAUUACUAUCUACUACGAACAACAAACUUCAGAGGGGGUAACAGCACUUGUACAAGAGUACAAGACAUGUUAUAAGACCAUUUACCUACUGUGGGCAAGAGCUAGAGAACAAAUGCAAGGACUACCCAUUGAUGUUGACACACAGAUGAAAGGGUGCGUUGGUAGAAAGAAACUGGAUUUAGAUUU